AUUCCUAUCUGGCUCCUGCACAAAUUCCACCCCCCCCAUCCCCGCCCCUCCGACUUGCCCACUUUGAUUGCAGUGAGCUGAUUAGGAUGCAAGUGAGGGCAGCGGCUUCAGCAGACGUGGCUGAGCAUGUUCCGGUCCCUCCAGCCUGCUCAGUAACAGCAAAGUAGCAAAUCGUGAUGGGAAGCGGAUUCUCUGAUCCCACGCGAGGGUAGCGAGCUCAGCACUGUCUCCUCCCUCUUCUCCUCCCUCCUGUGAGUAGUAGCCAGCUCAUCUCCUCUGCUUCUCCCCGCACCACCCGGCCUGGAAGGGGAGAGAGGGGACCCCAUGGCAGCCCCCAGGCCUGGGAGAGGGACAUGAAGAGCCCCAGGAGCUGCCGGAGGAGCAGAGACUAAAAAUAAGUAAUCAGCAAAACACUGGUCAGUCCAGCAGACAUGGCCUCAAAAACUUCAGCAGGGAGGGUGCAAGAUGAAGCCGUAUGUCCUAUCUGCCUGGAGUAUCUGACGGAGCCUGUGACUCUAGACUGUGGGCACAACUUCUGCCUCGCCUGCAUCACUAAGCACAGUGAGACAUGUACAGAGGGGGACUAUGACCCUUUGUGCUGCCCCAGCUGCAGAGCCCAGAUCCGGAGACAGAAUUUCCAGCUGAACUGGCAGCUGGCAAAUAGAGUAGAGCAAGUUAAACACUUACAUGUUGAAGCAGAGAGAGAACAGAAAGUGAAUCUAUGCGCAAUACACAAGGAAGAGCUGAAGUUGUUCUGUGAGGAUGACAGCGAAGCCAUUUGUGUGAUUUGCAGAGAGUCCAAGGAACACAGAGCUCACACUGUGGUUCCCAUAGAGGAUUCUGCCAAGGAGGACAAGGAGGACAGCAGCAUCUUGAGCAGGCGUGUGGAGGUGAAGCUCCAGCACCAAGUGGAGAUUUCUCCUGAACUGUCUGAGAGCCUCAAUACUUAUAACCAAAGUGAUGCUCUAAUGGAGACUCAGAGGAAAUUCAAAGAGAAAAAAAUAUUUCAAUCUAUGGGACCAGAUGAGAAAGUGAAUGUGACUCUGGAUCCAGAUACGGCUCAUCCCCGACUCGUCCUCUCUGAGGAUCAGAAAAGUGUGAGAUGGGGAUUCACACGGCAGAAUCUGCCCAACAAUCUGGAGAGAUUUGACAAUGAUCCCUUUGUGCUAGGUUGUGAGGGAUUCACCUCGGGGAGACAUUGCUGGGAGGUGGAGGUGGGGGAAGCAAGAAGCUGGGUUUUGGGGGUUGCCAGAGAGUCUGUGAGCAGGAAGGGAAGGAUCAGUGUUAGCCCUGAGCAGGGCUUCUGGGCUUUGCGGCGGAGCGGGGCAGGGUGGUUGGUGGCUUACACUUCCCCUGAGGGGACCCACCUCCCUUUUGCUGAUAAACCCAGGAGGAUUCGGGUCUCUCUGGACUACGAACGGGGGCAGGUGACAUUUUUUGAUGUUGAUAAUGAGGCCCUGAUCUUCACUUUCCCACCGGCCUCUUUCUCUGGGGACAAAAUCCGCCCUUUUUUCUCAGUUGGGGAAAGAGGAAUAUACACAUCUUUCUCAUACCUGUGUGGGCCAUCCCAUAUCACAGUGUGUCCCUGAGACAUGGGGGAAAAUAUCCCAAUGACUCUCAAGAACGUCACGAGGGUGGAGGACUCUAGCAGUCUUAAAUGGCAGAAAAUGAGAGAGAGGUGGAGCUCAGGGAGAGAAGGUGCUGUGGGGAGUGUGACGGUGGAGUUUGGAGAGGGGAAAACCUAUAGAGAAGAUGUUUGGGAGUGGAGAGGUGAAGUUGGCUAAGGAGAUAGGAGGGGAGAGUCAGUUACCCAGCAGAACAAAAUACACAAACCUUAACAUGCAUUGUAGAAGGGGAAACCAAUAUGGAAUAAAUGUAAUUCUCUUGCAAAAAGGAAUGGAAAAUGUUUUAAGGGAGAAAUUAGGAAAGAAAAUCCUUCUUUGAGCCAAUUUUAUCUUCACUGUACUUUGCUUUGUCUGUAUCAUUGCAACAGAUCUAAAUGUCAAAAUAAGUUUUGGCAGUUCAGUGAACACACUGCCUUUUAGUAGCUGGCAUGUCUGGCUCUGACUAUCACCCACCCCCAUUCAGCAUGGUGCUCAGUCCACUUCUAGCAGUAGCGGGAGAGAUUGAUGAUCCUGCUACAGCCUUAGCUAACAGAGCUGGGUCUCAUAGCUCAGGCAGUGGUGGGUCAUGCUUUAAGAUCCAGAGAGCACCACUUCACUUCCAGCUGACAAUAACUCCUUCCCCCCACCUCACCGCAAGGCAUGGCAUAAUAUAAACAUAGUGGGCCAAAUUCAGCCAUUGUGAUCAACCUCUUCAGCAUCAUUGCUGCUGGCAAGUGGGGGCACUGAGAGGGGAAUUUGAAUCAAGAUUAAAAAAAAAAAAUUCUGGUUUGUUGCAGAGCGCAUCUUUUGUGACCAGUAUGAGAAACAGGAGCAUGUUCACUUUUUGUCGAAAUGAACUUCAAAUAAAAACAAACAUUUGAAAGUCCUGC
Messenger RNA from Trachemys scripta elegans, 2494 nucleotides. RefSeq names its product E3 ubiquitin-protein ligase TRIM68-like. Gene Ontology annotation, molecular function: zinc ion binding; protein binding. Bases 432 to 1589 code for a protein of 385 amino acids. NCBI's taxonomy places the organism in Eukaryota, Metazoa, Chordata, Testudines, Emydidae. The record is from RefSeq and is a predicted model, not a curated record. The transcript has 6 exons.